GGGGAGCGCUUUCUGGUUCCAGCUUCCAGUCGGGGACGCGCACCCUGUGUAAGAGGCAGCGGCUGUAGCGCGUCCUUUCUCCGCUCUGUACCACCGGCACCGUUACUGCCCUCGGUUAUAAUGCGCCUUCUCCCCUCUAUGCCGCUCUUCAUAGAGACACCCUAGGCAGCCGGGGGCAGGGAGAGGGGGCGCCCGGGGACCGUUAUCAACUGAUUUUCGUUUAAACCUUUCCUUGUUUUUGGAGAUUUUGACGGAUAAAUAACCUGUGUGUGAUGGCUACGGAUUCCGGAGAGCCAGCAAGUACGGAUGAAUCUGACAAAGCAGCUGGCUUUUCAUUACAAAAUAAUCUGUGCUCCCAGGAAGGUUCCUUAACCAAACAGGCAAGCAUGGAGGAAAGUGACAAACCUUGCUCAUCUGCAGGGACCAGUGAAAAGAAACGUUUCUUUAGAAAAAGCGUGGACAUUACAGAGGAUGACAGGAUGUUGGAGCAGUCUCUAAAAGAUGAGAAAAGCACUGAUCCUCUGAGCCCACAGCUGAUGGAGGCACAUUCAACAAAGGCUGCUGGUGCAGCACAAGAAGGGAAAAAUGAUGCCAAAGCUAAUUCAGAGGCCUGUAAAGACUCUCCUAGAGAGAAAACUGAAAGGGAGAUGGAGGAAGAGGCUGAAAUGAAAGCCGUGGCUACCUCUCCAAGUGGCAGAUUUCUAAAGUUUGACAUUGAAUUGGGCCGAGGGGCCUUUAAGACAGUCUUCAAAGGACUUGACACUGAAACUUGGGUAGAAGUUGCCUGGUGUGAGCUGCAGGACAGGAAGUUAACCAAAGCAGAGCAGCAACGAUUUAAAGAAGAGGCCGAGAUGUUAAAGGGCCUUCAGCACCCAAAUAUUGUGCGGUUUUAUGAUUCCUGGGAGUCUUCGCUGAAGGGAAAAAAAUGUAUAGUUUUGGUCACAGAACUUAUGACAUCUGGCACUUUGAAAACUUAUUUGAAAAGAUUUAAGGUAAUGAAGCCAAAGGUGUUACGGAGCUGGUGCCGGCAGAUCUUGAAGGGACUUCAGUUCCUGCACACCAGGACACCUCCUAUAAUCCAUCGUGAUCUGAAAUGCGACAACAUUUUCAUCACUGGUCCCACAGGCUCAGUGAAGAUUGGGGACCUUGGUCUGGCCACCCUGAUGCGUACAUCAUUUGCAAAGAGUGUAAUUGGAACACCAGAAUUCAUGGCCCCAGAAAUGUAUGAAGAGCAUUACGACGAGUCAGUGGAUGUCUAUGCAUUUGGCAUGUGCAUGCUGGAAAUGGCUACAUCAGAAUACCCAUACUCAGAAUGCCAGAAUGCAGCUCAGAUCUACCGCAAAGUAACCAGCGGAAUCAAACCUGCCAGCUUCAAUAAGGUGUCUGAUCCUGAGGUAAAGGAAAUAAUUGAAAGCUGCAUCCGUCAGAACAAGGCUGAAAGGUUAUCGAUAAAAGAACUUCUAAAUCAUGCUUUCUUUGCUGAAGACACUGGCUUGCGAGUUGAACUUGCUGAAGAAGAUCAUUGUACAGAUUCAUCUCUGGCCUUGAGACUUUGGGUGGAGGAUCCAAAAAAGCUAAAAGGAAAACAUAAAGAUAAUGAAGCUAUUGAGUUCAGUUUUAACUUAGACACGGACAACCCUGAUGAAGUGGCAUGUGAGAUGGUGAAAUCUGGAUUUUUUCAUGAAAGUGACAGUAAGGCUGUGUCCAAAUCUAUACGAGACAGAGUGUGUCUUAUCAAGAAAACAAGAGAGCGGAGGAUACUGACGGGGUAUUCUGAGGACCGGCGUGAUUCGCAAAGCAGAAUUGGAGGGGCAACACCUGCUCAGGUAGCAGUUCCCAUUCCUGCAGUGUACCAACAACCAGCUGGACACGAGAGUGAAGAAACGGAGGUAGACCAGCAUGUACGCCAGCAACUACUGCAACAGCAGCAGCUUCAGCAGUGCUCUACAGUCACAGUGUGCUCAACAGUCCCUGCUGACAGUCAUUCGGAAGCAGGGGCAGGAUCUGUCAUGCAUUCGGAUACUACAAGCCAGCACAGUGCAGUAUAUGCUAUGAGCCAUGAACAGCUGAGUUGCCAGCAAGUGUCUGGGGUGCCUCAGGUAGAAAGUAGUCAUGUGGGGCAAGUCUACCAGUCCCAGCAAGUAGUGGGGCAGUAUCAACAAACACAGCAGGUUACUCAGCCGCAAAUGCUUCCUGCACAAUGCCUUGCUCAGCCUGUCUCAUCUUAUCUUCAGUCAGCAGCGGAAGGGCAGCUUGGCACACAGUGCCUGGAUGCGAAGAUGACGUUUGCUGCAAAUGGGAAUACUCUUUCGCAGUGUAACGCUUUAGAUCCUUCAGUGAUGUCAGUAUUGCAGUCAUCCUUUUCUUCGUUGUCCCCUAAAAUAAUACCUGGACAAAUGACAUCACAGCAAGCAGGGGCUGUUAUGCAGCUGGAUGCUACUAUGACUGGAAUACAAAUUGUUACACCUGCUGCAACGGACACCCAAGUUCCUGCCCUUCUUCCUGUCUGCCACCCAGCUUUACUGGGUCAAUACAGCAGCAACAUUCAGAAUGUGCUGCAUCCAUCUCAGACUGUCCAUGGGGCACCAGUUGGUCCUCAGCAGACGCAGCACCCUGGAGCAUCUGUGCAGCAACCAAUAAUUCCUACUUCAGAUACUUUAAAUUAUUCAGCAACGCUUCAGCCCAAUAUCCAGAUACCAUCUCACAUAGAGCAUCUGCAAAUCUCUCAGCAGUCUAGUUACCAUCCUUCACUGCCUCCACAGCAACUUAUAUUGCAGCCUGCACUCACAGAACAACCCCGAAAUCAAAACUUUUCUGAUGCUGUUAAAGUUGAAGCUGUCCCACAACAACUACACAUGGAACCCCAUUCAGAACAGUUAGUAUUCAAUGCAAAGACCUCGUCUCUGCAUGGUGAGAUGACAUCAUUUGAACCAUCUGGGCAUUUACAGCAGUCUCUCACCUUGAAUUCCUUGAAUGUGCGUGAACAGUCUUCAUAUGCCCAGCCUCCAUUACCUCACCUCGGAGUGCAACAACUUUCCAGAGAUGUGGAACAAGUAGCAAAAACAGUCAUGAACAAUCCUCCAGAACAACCACUAUACAUUCAGAUUCCCCCACUGGACACAUAUGGACAACAGUCUGUUAUUGGUUCUGAUCAGAUGAUAUAUACUCAGAAAGUUAUUCCAUCUGAUCAGCCUUUAUUUUUAGAAAGUACUUCCCACUUGACUAAUCAGUCAGUGUAUACCCAACAGAGUAUGCAAGCUUCAAAUCAACAUAAUUUUGUGCAACAAGCCAUACAAACAUCUGAGCAGUUGAUAUAUGCCCACCCUGCUCUAGCGACUCCUGAUCAGACUGUGUACACUGAAAAAAAUGCACCAUCAGCAGAACAGCCAAUAUUUGUACAGCAGGUUGUCUCGUCUGAACAACCAGCAUACACACAACAGGUUAUAUCUGCUGAGCAGAAAGGCACACAGCCAGCUAUUCCUGCAGAGCAGCCAUUGUACACCCAACAAACUGUUCCAGCUGAGCAGCCAGUGUAUACUCAGCAAGUUAUUCAAUCGGAACAGCCAGCUCACGAACAGCAAGGUAUACUUGCUCAGCAGCCAGUGUAUGCACAGCAAGGUAUUCCAACUCAACCAGUGUACAUACAGCAAAAUUUUGCAGCUCAGCACCAAGUGUACACACAACAAAGCAAUUCCGCUGAGACACCAAUAUACACACAAAAGAAUAUUCAAACUGACCAAGCAGUUUACACACAGCAAGCUGUCGUUAAAACUGAACAAACAGGAUUCACCCAGCAUGCUGAGCAAAAAGUGCUUGUACUCCAAGCAGACCAGACGAUAUACGCACCGCAACAGCCAAUCCAAGUACAGCAAGCCGUUCAUCUAAAAGAGCAGCCAUAUUAUGCACAGCAAGCAGCAGCUCACAUUCAGCAGUCUGCAUCUGCUGAGCAAACACAAUAUCCACAGUCUGCUUUAUCUGCCGAGCAGUCCGUAUACUCACAGCAAACUGUAUCUGCUGGGCAGUCUGGAUAUCCACAGCAAGCUUUGUCUGCCAAACAACCGCUAUAUAUCCAGCAAGCAGUGUCUGCUGGGCAGCCAGUAUAUCCACAUCUGUCUGUAUCCACUGAGCAGCCACAAUAUACACAACACAUUGUUCCCUCUGAUAAACAAAUAUAUACACAGCAAACUGUACCUGCUGAGCAGAGAGUGUACCCUCAGCAUAUCGUAUCAACUGAACAACCAAUGUAUUCACAACAAGUUCUAUCAGCUGAGCGUCCAGCAUAUACACAUCAAGUUGCAGCACAUCCUGAACGCCUGGUAUGCAUCCAACAAGUCCUUCAGCCCACAGAACACCCUGCAUAUGCUUUACAGUCUAUGCCAUCCUCAGACAGACCUGUAUAUCAACAAGAAUCUGCUUUGCUUUCUGGCCAUAUGAACACCCAGCCAACUAUUCCAGCUCAUACUCAAAUUCUGUACACACAAGAGGCAUUUAUGCCAACAGAACAGCAGCCAUAUAACCUACAAACUGACAGCCCAAUAUAUAUCCAACCAGUUGCUGGUGCUUCUCAUCAGGUACCUGAACAAUCGGCCCCUAUUGAAUCAGUAUAUAAACAGUCAGCUUCACAGAUGUCAUAUCCUCAGCAUGCAGUAUCUUCAUCUGAUACACAAAUGUAUGCAAGCAAGACGGUGGCUGCAAGUGCUCAGCUUGUGUAUGCUGUUCCACCAGCAGAACAGGUGUACAUUCAGCAGACAGGUUCUCUUUCUGAGCAACAACAGUAUGCCAGUCAAGCUGCUGUUCAGUCUGACAAGUCAGUUUAUAGCUCUCAAACUAUACCCCCAGCACAACAAGCUAUUUAUACACAAGCACAUCAUGCUGUAAUAUCUGCAGAAAAGCCAGUGUUGCACUCCCAAAAUGUGGAAUCUGUUCCUCAGCAGACCUCUUUAAAUGCUUCAGAUGGUCUGUGGUGUAUUCAGAAGUCACUGCCUCCUUCAGAGCAGAUAGCUUACACUCUGCAUCCUGCACCAUCUGGAGUGCCAUCAGUUUGUGCUCAGCAGAUGGUUCCCCUUGAACAGCUGGUAAACCCAAAUUUGCCAUCUAAUAUUAUGCCACCUCAAGAGUUUAGGUCAGAGCAGCUUACUGAGAGUCAGUUGUAUGCACAACAACACAUUCAGUCUCCAAGACCACUUCCAUCAAUAAUGCAGUCACAAGAGCAUGGGGCAAGUCACACACCCCCUCCUUUACAGACUGCAGACAAUCAAAGCUAUGCAAAUUCCUUUGGUAAUCAACAAGGAGGUCAAGUGUUGCUACAGCCAGAUCUUUUGAACAAACCUUUACCUGUCCAACACCAAGCCUUAACUCAGUUACCAUUAGGUCAGUCUGAUGUGCAUUCAUCAGAUCAAAUGAGCACUGCAUUGCCUUCACAAGAGCCUUUGAACCAGGCCUCACAUGUGCAGCCACAGCAUAUACCAGGAACUGCACCUCAAGCCCAAAGUAAUUCAGCAUUUCAACAGAUGCAACCUUUCUCAAGUCAAACCCAGUCAACAUGCAUUGAGCAACCAACAUCUCUUACGCAUUUGCAGCAACAUCCCCCUGUUCAGGUAGCUGGGACAGAUAAUCCCCAGUCAUGUUCAGGAUCUAUGCUUCAACAGAUAAUUCCACCUGGGUAUGCUUCGCAGCCAGUUUCACAACAGGUGUGGCCAUCUUCAACUCCAGUCUUUUCAGAAUCUCUCUUAAAGCAUCAGGAUGUUUACCAAAGUGCGGUGGCGGCACCACAGACUCAAUACAAAGAACCAGAGUCAGAGCAGAGUUUGCAGUCUGCAUGCCAAGCAGGGGCACCUGAACAGCAUGUGUUUCAGAAACAAGAUUCUCUUCAGAGUAAUGCUCAUGGUGACUGUGCCAAAGACAGCCCAGGUGCACACGACAACACAGCUGGAAAUGGCAAGCAAGAUAAAAUGAAACAACGGCGAGCUUCCUGCCCCCGGCCUGAAAAAAUAGCCAGAUUUAUCCUUACUGUAAUGCAGGUAUCAACCUCUGGAGAUAAUAUGGUUGAGUGCCAGCUGGAAACUCAUAACAACAAGAUGGUGACUUUUAAAUUUGAUGCAGAUGGUGAUGCUCCGGAAGAUAUUGCCCAUUAUAUGGUGGAAGAUGACUUUGUGCUGGAAGUUGAGAAAGAGAAGUUUGUCGAGGAGCUUAGGAAUAUAGUUACACAGGCCCAGGAGAUACUGCGCAGCAUACCCGCUGAGGAGAGAACUGAAUUGAUACAGUCAGAGUCUAACAGUCAGGCUGGAUCCUCAGAUCAUGUACAGAUGGGAGUCCCAACAUUCCAGCAAACGGGGGGUGAAACGGUUCCACAGUCCUCCCCAGUUGGGCGCUGGAGGUUUUUCAUCAAUCAGACCAUAAGGAACCGCGAAUCUCAGACCUCCUCUGUUUCACAGUCUGCUGUGAUCAGGGUUCCUCAAUUAGCCACAUUAGAUAAUGAACAAGCAAGUCUCCCUAAGGAUUCUUCAGCAGACAGCUGUUCUCUUAAAUCUGAGCAUACAGUGCCGACUGUUCUUCUUCAGCCAACAGAUGGUCAUGCUUUCCCUACUGAGACUGAACCUUUGACUCUCCCUACUUAUGUGACAGUUGGAAGUGAAAUGUUAUCAUCUCCAUUGGACUGUAAUGCCUCAACUUUAGGUCAGAUUCAGCUAGAACCUAGAAACUGUGGUAGUAAUAUACUUGUGCUAGCAGAGAGCCAGCAGCCAGAAAUACCUUCAUCUUUUGAUCAGGACGUCCAAGGAGCAAAUGGCCUGGUUAACACAACUGAGACCAGUACUGGACACUUACCGGCACAAAGCACUACAGGCUUGUUACUUGGCUUAACUAUGUCAGAUGCUCUUCAUCCAGUUGAUACAACUGUGUUGCCCCAGACUCCCUUGUCAGAAGUUUCCUUAGCGCACUCUGCAUCAGUGCAAGAGUCUGACACUGAAGGACCCCCUAAAAUAGACUAUGUGGAUAAUCACAUCAAAACGUUGGAUGAGAAAUUAAGAACUUUGUUAUAUCAGGACAGCUCUGCCAGCUCUUAUGCUGACAGCCAAAAGGAAACACAGAGUAUAGAAUCUCCCUUAUCUUCAUCUGCUGAGGAUACUUUGUCGUGUCCUGUCCAUGAAGCCCUCGAUGUGAAUACUGCCGGUGUGCAGGCCACUCCAGAGGAGGCAGACGCUAAUGACCCUCCAGCGCAAAGAGAUCCUGGAGAAGUCAUCACAGUACCUGGUACACUAACACCAUCAGAGAGUUCAGAAGAUGCCUGGGUUCCUGGAAGUUCCUCCCACGCUUGUUCCAAGCGCUCUAUGGGUACUGGAGCCACGCAUCUGCAAUCAGGAGGUGGAUAUUUUGGCCUAAGCUUUACUUGUCCUAGUCUCAAAAAUCCCAUUAGCAAGAAACCGUGGGCUCGCAAAUUAAAAAGCUGGGCAUGCAGAUUGCGGCAUUCCAACAGCUUAUUCAAGAGGUCAAGAGUCCGGCAAGUUGAAGAGGAGGGAGUGAGACUGGACAUAUCUGAUGCCACACAAAGAGUUGUUGAAGCAUUUGCUGAAUGUGCCUUGUCAGAAGGGUCGCCAUCAAAAAACGGCACCUUCAAGCGUGGCCGUUUCCAGGUUGUUUCCGUUCCACAGCAAGAGCAGCCCACUGCAAAUGAAUCAGCUGGUGCUCCAGAUACCAAAUACCCAGGUAACUCUCUUUUACAAGAAACUGGAUCCGCAAAUACAAAAGCAGAAGACACUCCGCAGUCUGCCAGCACAGCAUGUGAGACUGAUGCCUCCUCCCUCACACCUGAUAGAGAACUGGAUGAAACCUCAGCCAAUGGCAGCAGUGUUCAGUCAAGUUCAGCCUUGUGGAUGAAAGAUAUCAAGAAGCCGAGCAGCUGUAAUAAACAGCUAAGCAGUGAUUCUGAACAAUCUACUACUCCGGACAGGCCCCUGGAAUUUAAAGGGAGAGAAAAAGAUGCGGGGCAGCAACCCCAGGGAGAGAAAAUGUAUAACCAGAAACAGAAUUCCUUCUUUCACUCUCCAUCUUCCCCCAUGAGCAGUGAUGACGAGUCCGAGUUAGAAGAUGAAGAUUUGAAAGUGGAACUUCAGAAGCUCCGAGAAAAGCACAUUCAAGAGGUGGUGACCCUUCAAACCCAGCAAAACCACGAGCUCCAGGAGCUGUAUGUACGCUUGAAGUCUUUAAGGGAAAGCAAAGCACAGUCUUCAGAUACCUCUUCCCAGCCAUUAUCCCCCCGUCGCCCAAGGUCUCUAAAGAGUAAACUGCGCAGCAGGCCCCAGUCCCUCACUCACAUGGACAAUGGGAUCGGGCUUUCAGACCACCAGUGCAGCGAGAGCAAUUCCGAUGCUUGCCAGCAGUCCUUGUCUGAGAAGAAGAGCAUGUUCACGGAUGACUUUCAUAAGCUGGUGGAUGACUGGGCAAAGGAAAAUGCUGGCAACCAAGUUUUGAAACCCAGUCUGAAUCAGAUCAAGCAGAAUCAAAGUCGCCUAGAGUCUGAUAACUGGGGUCGGACCUAUGAGAGUAUGACAGCCACAUCAGGCUAUCCACCUGCAUGGAUCCCUCAGAUUCAUGGCUCUUUGCCAGCUGCUGUCUCUCAGUCUCUCGUGCCCACCAACUUUACAGCUGGAGCGAUGCCAGCAUACCAAGUGCCACCAGCCUGCCAAUUCACUUCAGUGAGCAGUAGUGGUUAUCCUGUACCAUGGUCUGCGCAAGCACCAGUAGUCCCUCCCCAGCAUCUCACAGCAUACCAGCCUGGCGUCGGAGUUCAAACUUUUGCAACCUCAACAGCUCAGAAGGCAACUACAAUCCCAACAUCUCCAAAAUGAUGUCCAUGACUCUGACCUGGGGCUUUUCAGUGGAAUGUUCCCUUAUUUCCUCUAACUAAAGAAACUGCCCUCAGGCUACUUUUGUUUGCUUGUUUGUUUACCUCUUUUGGGGAGUUACAAGGGUGUGCGGCCUUUUCAUGAUUAUACCUUUCUCCAGGGGUUGGUCUAAUCACCAUUUAACAUUUUGCAGUGGUGUAGGUUGUUUUAAGAUCUUCACCAAAUGCUAAUUAUUUUCACUUCAUAAAAUAUUAAGCUUUUUAUUCCUAACAGGGAUAAAAAGAAAACAUCUCAUAAGGCAGUUAAAUGUGCCAUACAGCCCAAUGAAUGUGUUCCAACCUAGCAGGAAAAUAUGCUGGGCAGAUCUUGUACUGUAGCUGACUGCUUUCCCAAAGUACCUCAUAAGCCUUUAUCAUAACGUUACGCACAGCACAACCAUAUUGCCACCAGAUUCAUUUGAGGAUUUUCAUUUGUUGCUGUAUUUCAUUGCUGAAAUGAGCAGCCUACUCACAAAUCCUUAAUAUUUUGUUUUGAUUGUUUCCUGGCAGUCAUACCUUUUUGGGUGGUAAGUCCCUACGUUUACAGGUGUGCAGUUGUUCUGCAUUUUAGUAACAGAAAGUCAGCCCUGGCUGCAUUCUUUCUUACUAGAUAAUCUGCCACUUUUGUUUAAUACAAACCUGAGAUGACAGUUACAAUUCUAUGUUGAAUUGCUUUAUUUGUAUUUAAUAUCUCCCUUCAGUGGCUUAACCCUUCAAGAUAUGAACUGAAGGAGAAUAAAUGCCCUCUCCACCAUGUUGUUUGGCCUUCUCUGGAGCAGAGUAUAAGCCCCAUUGCCUUUCCCAUUGUCCCUUGAUUUACUCCAAUAAUUCUUUUAACAAAGGACCCUUUUUUCCCCGUAUAUGUCUUUUUGCACAAGUGCUGCUUCUGCUCUGCCCGCAGACUCUUGCUGUGCCUUUGGAGGGUAUUGUAUAUUCUACCAUUUCUGAAAUCGGCCAUUAGCAAAUUUGUAUGUCGGUGUGCUUACACCAUCUCUCAAACUGAGGAAUUUUUAUAGUUUAGCAUGUAGAUAAGGUUUUAUACUUGAAUAUUCAGUGUGAAUUUUGUUUUUAUAACUUUUUUUCAUUUCUGACAUAGGCUAUACAAGUGUGCACACAGCAGGCAUAGUCAAUAUUAAAAUCCAAACCUUUCCUGUUGCCUUCUCUGAGUAGCAAAUUCCUAUAGUUACGUCGAAGGCCAUACUUUAUCUCUUCACUUUUGAUGGGGAAUUAACAUACAUGGAGGUAAAGAAAAACUGAACUUCAUUUAGCACCUUGUGUCAGGCUAACACUCAAAACUGCAAUACCAAAAUCACCAAGGGUUAUCAACAUAGGUAAUAGCAGGUAAUAGCAACAUAGUCAAGUGCAAAGGAGUAUUUUAUUAUUUGAUUUAGCCUAUGUUUCUCAGAAUCCCUAAAGUUUUUCUUGUAUUUAAAGGAUUAGUAAACAUUUGAAUUAAGUGAAUGUAAAAUUAAUGAAAGUGCUAUUCUAAGAAUUUUUGCAAUUAACAUUUUAAUUAUUUUUUUUUUAAUUCUAAGAUAUUAAGGGAAAAAGUACUGUCACUAUUAAUACAUUUUGUCACAAUAGCACAACCCGCUGGUCAAUUUCCAGCCAUGAUGUUGUCAGAAUAAAGAAUGAUGUUCUGAAUAGGAAGAUAUGAGAAAAGUUAUCCUGAGGUUUCUAAUGUUUUCCUUAACCAUAAAAUCAGAUCAGCCCUCUUCAUUUAGUUCUUUACCCCUCAAUAUCUUGAAAUUAAAAAUAAAUAAGUAAUGUAAAUUGCAAAAGUAAUCUCAUUAAUUUUACAUUCACUUAUUUUAAAGGUUUACUUAUCCUUUAAAGAAAAGGGCACUUAGACCAUAGUGCUAGAGCACUGGGUUGCUUAUAGUAUUAAUGUGUCACUUGUUUCAAAUAAGCCCCCCUCGCACCUUUGUCAAACAUCAGUCUAAUAUAUUUGGCCUGAAUUCAAAAUACAAAACAAACAUUUAAAGAAAAAUUAUUUUAUGUUGUUGAACAUAGGUGUAUAUUGUGUCUUUAAUAUCACCGUUACUCUUGUGCUGCCCAGAGUUGUUUGUGGGAGGAAAGAAUUGAAGCCUGGGGACCCGUUUUCCUGGCGUGCAAAAAAAAUAUUAUAUUUCUGUGGAAAGGUGUAUUUUCCCUGACUCUGUCAGGAAACAUAUAGAAACACUGUUUUGUAGAAUGUAUGAUUUCAAAACUCAAUUCUGCUUAAGCGACUUGUAUGUUUUUUGUUUUUUUUUAAAUAUAUAUAUUUUUAUCUACCUCGUUUUGUAGUGCCCAUCUGGGCAGUGGAUCUGCAUAGUGAUAUGGUUGCCUACCAGAGAGGCUCUUCCUUGUAUCUCCUGCCUUCCUCUCUGUUGUUCAGUGUUUUUUUCAGCUGACCACCGACUGCCUGUUUGUGCCACAAGUAUGUCCUUUGUAUCUUUAGUGGCCUUUACAUAAAAAAAUAUAAACAGGGAAGCAGAGAAGAUAUCCGUGCAAGCGCAUAAAGAUUUUGUAACUGUGUGUAUGUGUAUAUAUAUUAUAUAUACAUAUACAUAUACACAUCAAAAGAAUGUUCUCUGCCAAUUACCAUUUCCCAAAGAGGCUAUGUUUGUGAUGAGUAAGUAGCCAUGACAGCUUGGGGACAGGUGGCCACAAUCCUGCAGAACAUGUUUUUGUUUUAAAAGAGGGACUUUUUGGUUCUGAGGGCUAUGUGGUUGAUUUCUAGAAGUUAAAAAAGGCAAGUUUGAGUAGUUUUAAUAGAUGGACACUUUUCAAACCCUGUGCUGUUCAUUGCGGGACUCUCUCAAUAUAGAAUUAGUCUUGAUCUUGCUUGACCUGGCGUUGGAAAAUGUCAAGAUCAUAGUUUAAAGACCCAUGUUCUCUCUCUUUUUUUUUUAUAUAUUUCUCCUUUGUUUUUGUACAGAAAUUUGUAUACAUUGUGGUGAAGUGUUUGAAAAUGUUGUCAAUUUAAUGGCGUAUUGCUUUCUGUAACAUUGAGUCUGGAGACGCUGUGGGGCCCAGUCCUCUAUGGCACGUAUGGCUGUGAUUAUCAUUGUACUGUUUGUGUGUAAAGUGCUUUGUUAGCAUUUAAAGCUGUAUAA
Molecule: messenger RNA, 11979 nt
Organism: Xenopus tropicalis (tropical clawed frog)
Lineage: Eukaryota; Metazoa; Chordata; Amphibia; Anura; Pipidae
Gene: wnk3
Product: WNK lysine deficient protein kinase 3
Exons: 24
Coding region: 273-8846 (2857 amino acids)
Biological process (GO): regulation of monoatomic cation transmembrane transport; cell volume homeostasis
Cellular component (GO): cytoplasm
Molecular function (GO): transferase activity; protein serine/threonine kinase activity; kinase activity
Source: RefSeq, a predicted model, not a curated record